Prunus armeniaca (apricot) is the source of this 405-nucleotide messenger RNA. The record is from the annotation of a GenBank genome assembly. Lineage: Eukaryota; Viridiplantae; Streptophyta; Magnoliopsida; Rosales; Rosaceae.
AUGGGAACCACUUCAGGACCAUCGUUCUUACCCGAGGACGGACUACCGUACGGCAUGCCAAGCGGAGCAAGCCCCGCACUGCACCCUAGCACUCCCUUCGAUAAUCCUCCGGUAAUUCAGACUACGGUGGAAGUAGAGCUCCUGGCUCAAAUGAUUUCCCUUCGGAAAGAAAUGGCCAAGCUCCAAGAACAUAACAACCUCUUCUCGUCCAAAGUAGACGAAACUCAGCGGCUGCUCAAUCAGCAAGAAACGCAGAAUAUUCAAUCUACCGAACCUUCCCAGAGUCUGCAGACCCCCGGUCGGCAGAAGAAAGGGAAGAAUGGGGUAAAGGCGACGCCUGCGCCUUCCAAACAGCUGGUAGUCCUAGCCCCUCGGGACCAACCUCAUGUACCAAAGAAAGUCUAA